Molecule: messenger RNA, 1239 nt
Organism: Paramecium octaurelia
Lineage: Eukaryota; Ciliophora; Oligohymenophorea; Peniculida; Parameciidae
Source: the annotation of a GenBank genome assembly
AUGUUAAAAUAACAAAACUAGCUUAAUACACCUUCAACCUAAUUCACUGUAAGAACUCCAGAAAAGAAUAUGGCUGCAACGCCUCACUAAAUAGUGCUUUAUUUCUCUUAUUUUUUAGUAAAGCGAUAUCUAUAAUUAUACUCCUCAUGGUUCGAGAGGAAUUAUUUUACUCCCAUCUCAAUCAAACCAUCAAUUGCCAGGAACUCUCAUUCCUCAAUGGGAUGUGUAAGCAGAUACUCAAAGUCCUGUGAAAGGCUAUGACAUGAAUUCUCUAGCAAAUAUCGAAGAAAAUAUGAAGCUUAUUAUACAGAAGCACGAUGAAUUAUCGGUUGAAUUAAAGCAAGAAAAACAAUAGCGUUUGGACAUUGAAAGCAAAUUCUAGCACUUGCAAUAAAAAAACCAAGAGUAUUUAUAUAAAUCUAUAAAAACAGGUUAGAGGAAGAGUUAAAUAAAUAGAAACAAAUAUGUAAGCAAAUGGAGUAUUUUAGUAAGGAAUUGGAGAGUAAACUAUAAAACCAAGUUACCACCACUUCAAGCCAUUCUUCAAUUGAAAAUGAGAAUUAACAGAAUAUGUUCAGAUAAGUGGAAAACCAAAUGAUAGAAUUAAAAAAACAAUUCGAGAAGGAAAAACUGAAAUCUUCGAAUGAAUCAGAUAGACUUAUCAAGGAAUUCAAGAUAAUUUAUCAAGAACAAAAAAACUUAAAUCAGAAAUUGUUAGAUGAGAACAUUCAGUUAUAAAAAGCAAUACGUUCUAUUAAACAGAGUUCGAAGGAACUGUAGAAGUCAUCUUCUAACCUAUUGGAUGAGGCAAAGCUUCGGAAUAUUGUGGAACUAUUUUACUUCGAUAACAAUGAAGAAUGCUUGAAUCUGAUUCCUACUGAACAACAAAUGGAGGCAAUGAAGAUACUCAAGUAAAUUUCCUCUUCUUAGAAUUCAAAAAAGUAGAAGGACUAAACAGGCAAUAAGUCGAGUGCAAAAAAAGAACUCAAAAACCAAUAGGAGUAAUUGAUAGGGGAAAUUAAAAGUCAAAUGGGUAAAUUCAGUGACCAGAAGGUAAAUAAAUAAGUAUAUUUUAAGAAUAUUAAACAGAAGGACUUAAUCAAAUUACAGUAGGAGUCUGAGGAACUAAAACGAUAGUUGGAUUGGGUGGAGAGUUAGAUGAAGGAGAUUGAUUAGAGUCCCAAGCAUAACUCUCACAAGAAUAGUAAUGUUUCCUUUAAAAAUAAUAAUUUUUAUUGA